Messenger RNA from Hordeum vulgare subsp. vulgare (domesticated barley), 757 nucleotides. RefSeq lists its product as uncharacterized. Bases 233 to 538 code for a protein of 101 amino acids. NCBI's taxonomy places the organism in Eukaryota, Viridiplantae, Streptophyta, Magnoliopsida, Poales, Poaceae. The transcript has a single exon. The record is from RefSeq and is a predicted model, not a curated record.
CUCCGCUCCCUCCACUCGUCUCCAUCCCAAAAUUUCCCCCGAAACUCAAAUCUUUUCAUCCCUCUCGCUCUCAUUCCCUCCUACCUCCGCUACAACUACAAGUACCCAUGGCAGAUCUUCCCAGUCCCAUCACAAGCUGCAACCCAGCCACCUCGCCGCCUAGCGCAGCACCAGCACCAGCACCGAGCCGGCCGGAUUCCGAGAGCGGCAGGUGGCUCUUAUCUUCUCCGAGAUGGCAGUUGACCGCGCCGACAAGGAGAAUCUGCCGCCGCCGACCGCCGCCGUCGCCCGUCCUCAUGGCGUAGUAGCCGUCAGGAGCUGCAAGCUGAAGCGGCUAGGGAGGGCGCGGAGGCGGGUGCCGCUCAGGGACAUCACCAACCUCUUCGUUGCCGAGUCCGCGGUUGCCGACUGGACGCAGGCCCUUCCCCAGCAGCCGCACGAGGGGUCGGCGGCGGCGGAGCUGGCCGUGAAGAACUGGUCUGCCGGUGGUCCGGUGCUGAAGCCUGGCAGAUACUUGCUCCGGAAGGAGUUUAGAUAGUUACAGAUUGUAUAUGGAUUAUACUUCUCAUCUCAUUGUUCAAUGAUUCGUUGGACAAGAUUUGCUUGGAUUGAUUAUAGGAAAUGAGCUGCGGAAAGAAAAGAAAUUAUAGGAAAUAUAUAUGUCAAACUGGAUUCUUAUCGAUUGAACGCCUGUCAUUCUGAAUCGGAAUAUGGAGCUCUCAAGUAACAUGUUUUGAGAAAUUAUAUUUGGACUUGA